AUGUCGCUUACCGAGUCUUCAGCUUCAGAAAUCGCAAGGAGUGCAUCCUUAGCAUCGCGUCGUCUGGCGACGCUUUCUAACGAUGCACGCAAUGAAGCAUUGACUGCGAUUCAUGCUGCUCUCUUAAGAGAAAGAGACAGUAUACUAGAGGCGAACGCAAGAGAUGUGGCAGCAGCUUCUCGUGCCGCAGCGAAUGGAGAACUCAGUCAAAGCGUCCUCAAGAGGCUUGACUUAUCUCGAACCGGCAAAUAUGAGGAUAUGCUCAAUGGCAUAUUGAGUGUCCGGGAUCUUGACGAUCCAGGUGUUUCUUUUCCGAAUGGUUUUGCUGAUUCUGGAGAAGUUGGGAAGGUGACCCUCAGGACAUUAUUGGACGACGGUCUUGUUCUAGAGAGAGUCAGUUGUCCACUGGGCGUUUUGUUAAUAAUCUUCGAGGCUCGUCCUGAAGUGAUCGCCAACAUUGCGGCGCUUUCUAUUAAAUCUGGAAAUGCUGCUAUUCUCAAGGGCGGGAAAGAAUCCACAGAGUCUUUUGUUGCUAUCUCGAAAGUCAUAUCGGAGGCUAUUUCGAGCACCCAAAUUCCCAGUUCUUCCAUUCAGCUGGUCAAAACGCGUGAUGUUGUUUCGUCCCUUCUCGCUCAGGAUUCGCUAAUUGAUUUAGUCAUCCCUCGCGGCUCCAAUGAUCUUGUUCGAUAUGUUAAAGAUAACACUAAGAUACCGGUCUUGGGGCACGCUGAUGGACUUUGUUCGGCAUACAUACAUUCAGAUGCAGACUUGGAAACUACUGUGCGGGUGAUAGUCGAUUCGAAAACAGACUAUCCGGCUGCUUGCAACUCUCUGGAGACUCUGCUUGUACACGAAGAUGUCCUUCACACAAUUUUGCCCGCUGUCGCCGAAGCCUUACAUGCCAAGGGCGUAUCUCUUCGCUGCGAUGCACCGUCAAAAGCUGCCUUAGAGAAGCAUUUGCCGACUUCACAGGCGGUCUUGUUACAGGAUUCCACAGAUAGCGACUACGAUACAGAAUUUUUGGACCUGAUUCUGGCUGUUAAAACCGUGCCGUCGGACUCGCAAUCGGGGUCCUCUCUCGAAACAGCCAUCGCUCAUAUAAAUGAGCACUCUUCUAAGCACACAGACAUCAUUUUGACUACGUCGAAGGAGGUGGCAGAGACUUUCAUGAGCGGCGUGGAUAGUGCUGGAGUUUACUGGAACGCGUCUACUCGUUUUGCCGAUGGCAUGAGGUACGGAUUCGGUACAGAAGUCGGCAUCAGCACGAACAAAAUACACACCAGAGGCCCGGUUGGCCUGGAGGGACUGACUAUUUAUAAAUAUCUUAUCAGGGGUGAUGGGCAUAUAGCAGCCGACUAUUCCGGGCGUCCAGGAAGCAGGAGAUGGAAGCAUCAGCCGCUGAAGAUUACAGAUGACAAUUCUACUUAA
Molecule: messenger RNA, 1428 nt
Organism: Rasamsonia emersonii CBS 393.64
Lineage: Eukaryota; Fungi; Ascomycota; Eurotiomycetes; Eurotiales; Trichocomaceae
Product: Glutamate-5-semialdehyde dehydrogenase
Exons: 3
Coding region: 1-1428 (475 amino acids)
Molecular function (GO): glutamate-5-semialdehyde dehydrogenase (NADP+) activity
Source: RefSeq, a predicted model, not a curated record